Messenger RNA from Tripterygium wilfordii, 1880 nucleotides. RefSeq names its product F-box protein At3g07870-like. Gene Ontology annotation, molecular function: protein binding. The transcript has a single exon. The coding region runs from base 231 to 1463 and encodes 410 amino acids. NCBI's taxonomy places the organism in Eukaryota, Viridiplantae, Streptophyta, Magnoliopsida, Celastrales, Celastraceae. The record is from RefSeq and is a predicted model, not a curated record.
CUUGAUAACUUUCUCUGUAUUGAAAAAGAACCCAACUUUAUCUUUUUUCUUCACAGAAGAAUGGUUCAAUGGUGGAGCCCAAAGGAACCCAACUUCCUUGUGGUUUCCGUCUCUUUUUUGUCAUUAAGAAUUGGGUAAUCUUAUCAAAGUCCACCAUUGUUAUCUGCAAGAGCUUCUCUCCUAACAAUCCGCUUCUUUGAUUGUUCUGGGUCUCAAUUAUUUGCCCUAAAAUGGACUCGGAUAGUGGCAGAUCAGGCAAGAAGAGAAGGACCCAGCUUGAAGAUGAUGAUCCACAAACAACUGGUAUGGAGCGAUUGCCGACUGACAUCGUAAUUGACAUACUUUUAAGAUUACCCAUCACGUCUUUGGUUCAAUUCAAGCUUGUUUGCAGAGGUUGGAGAAUCUUAUCACAAAACCCUCAAUUUCCUAAUAUACAUCUCUCCUUCACCUCUGAGAACGAUCCUUGUCUAAUCCUUCACUGCGAUUUCCCAAUCCGGAAUCAACUUCACUUUCUGGAUUUCUCUGCUGAAGAUGACAAGAAAGACAAGGUGAAGAGAUUGCAUACGCCUUUUCAAGCAAAGAUGCCUGAAUUCGAUGUGGUAGGUUCAUGUAAUGGCUUGUUGUGCUUAUCUGAUUCUUUGUUCAACGAAGCACUCUAUUUAUACAACCCUUUUACAACCAAUUAUGUAGAAUUGCCCAAAUCUAUUCAAUACCCUCAUCAAGAAGUGGUUUUUGGAUUUGGGUUUAGUCAGAAGACUAAGGAAUACAAGGUUGUCAAAGUAGUGUAUUAUAGGAAUGGACAUAGUAGUAGCUAUCAGCGAUCGCGUAGAAUGAUAUAUACACAAUCAGAGGUUCAAAUCCUAACACUGGGCAGCUCCAGUUGGAGAAGUUUAGGCAAAGUACCAUACCAGCUUGUUCGCCGGCAAUCGGAGGCUUUGGUUAAUGGAAGACUUCAUUGGGCUAGUCGACCGCGUAGAUUCAACCCAGCUCGCAGAAUCAUCUCAUUUGACUUGGCCGAUGAGAGAUUCUUGGAGGUUCAAAAACCUGAUUGUGGUGGACUAAAUAGGUGUAAUUAUCAUCUGGCAGUGCUAAGAGGGUGCCUUUCUGCAGCUGUUUAUUGCAAUUAUGGAAGACUGGAGAUCUGGGUCAUGAAAGAGUAUAAUGUGAAGGAGUCAUGGGUUAAAGAAUUCAAUGUUGGGUCUUACGUGCCAAAGGGACUGAAACAAAAUGUGGAGCAGCCUUUCAAGAACUGGAAGAAUGGCUCCAAUGGAAGAGUGGUGAGAGUGUUGUGUCAAUUGAAGAAUGGUGAGAUUCUGUUGGAGUACAAAAACAGAGUCCUUGCUUCAUAUGACCCAAAGCAGGGGAAGUUCAGGGAUCUUGUGUUUCAAGGAACACCUAAUUGGUUUCAAACAGUUGUUCAUAUGGGCAGCCUCAAUUGGAUUGACACCCCCUGUUCCACAUAAACCCUCUCUACUUCAUGUGAGCUUACUCAAAACUUCAAUGGACUUGUGUCUGAAUUCUGGAUACAGGCAUGUUUUGCAUCAAAGGUCACACCGACUUCACGACUCAUGAGGCUCCUGCUCGUUGCCGGGACUUGGGAGGGCUUGCAAUGAAUCAACUAUACUACAGGCAUGCUUCACCUUCCUAAAAUUAAAUAACAAUUCCAGUUAUGUAUAUAGUCUACAUUUAGGCCAUUAUUGGAUUUGAUGUAGAAUAAUUCUCUGUUGUGUUAUAUAUGUACAAUUGCAAAUGAUAUAACCAUACAGGACCAGUACACGAUGAGAUUGUUGAAAGUGCAGUUUGAGCAUCCUUGGCAUGCUGUCUUUUUGGAACAUAGACUGAUAGACAUUCCUCAUAAUACUCUCUUCUUGAUUAUUGCU